Messenger RNA from Vidua macroura (Pin-tailed whydah), 3033 nucleotides. RefSeq names its product zinc finger protein 239-like. Gene Ontology annotation, molecular function: DNA-binding transcription factor activity, RNA polymerase II-specific; RNA polymerase II cis-regulatory region sequence-specific DNA binding. The record is from RefSeq and is a predicted model, not a curated record. NCBI's taxonomy places the organism in Eukaryota, Metazoa, Chordata, Aves, Passeriformes, Viduidae. The transcript has 2 exons. The coding region runs from base 124 to 1014 and encodes 296 amino acids. Gene Ontology annotation, biological process: regulation of transcription by RNA polymerase II.
AGGAGGGACAAAGGCGGGUCAAGGCAAGCAGAAGGAUUCACGCGGUCGAGCCCUCCCUGAAUUCGCAGCCCCCACCUGUGGGAUCAUCGCCCCCCAUCCCGCAGGAUUUCCCAUUCCUAGCACAUGGCAGGCUGCGAAGAAGAGGAAGACCCUCUCCUUGUCCUUCCUCUCCCAGAGCAGGAGCUGAGGAUGGAGAGCAGGGAGGACAAAUCCCCGUGGCAGAACCUCAUGGAAGAGGCCGUUUUGAGCAGCUCCACGGCGCCGGAGCCCAAUGGGGAGGAAAAGCCCCGGACAUGCUGCACGAGGAGGGGCUGCAAAUGCAGAUCACGGGGAUCUGAGGAGGAAAGACCCAGCCUGGGCUGGGGAGGCGGCCGGAGAUGGAGCCAGAGCUCGGAGCUGGUGGUCCAUGAGCAGCUCCAUGAUGGGGAGAAGCCCCACAAGUGCUUGGAGUGUGGGAAGAGUUUCAGGUACAGCUCCCAGCUGAUCGUGCACCAGAGGACCCACACUGGGGAGAGGCCCUACGAGUGUUCUGAGUGUGGGAAGGGGUUUAAGACCAGCUCCGAUCGCCUCCUGCACUAUCGGAGUCACACAGAGGAGAGGCCUUUCCACUGCCCUAACUGCGGGAAGGGAUUCAAGCAGAAGUCAAAAUUCGUCAGUCACCAGAGGACCCACACUGGGGAGAGGCCCUACAAGUGUGAGAAGUGUGGGAAGAGCUUCUGCCAGAGAUCCAGCCUGAUCCAGCACCAGGUGAGCCACACUGGGGAGAGGCCCUACGAGUGUUCCAAGUGUGGGAAGAGGUUUAAGACCAGCUCCGAUCUCCUCAAGCACUAUCGGGUUCACACGGAGGAGAGGCCCUUCUGCUGCCCUGACUGCGGGAAGGGAUUCAGGCAGAAGUCCCACCUCAUCAGCCACCGGCACAUCCACACCGGGGAGAGGCCCUACGAGUGUCCCCAGUGUGGGAAGAGCUUCUCACAGAGCUCUACCUUGACCCAACACCAACGGAGGCACCGGUAAGGGAAGCCCUGCGAGUGCCCUGAGUGCGGAAAGAGCUUCGUGUGCUGCUCCAGCUCCAUCCCCCACUGCAGGACCCACGCUGGGUACAGCCCUGGUGACCCACAUUCCCUGUGAUCCAUGUUGGGAGCACACCUGCCUGCUUCUCCUUUUGUUUUGGCCUUAAUUUUCUUGUGAUUCAUCUUUAUCCCUUAAAAAUAACUAAAACAGAGUUAAAUGAAAGAAAUUGAUCCAAAAUAUCUGAAGUCCCACCAUUUCACAGGUGUUUGAGGGGGAAUUUAGGAUUUGGGGACACAUUCUGUGUGGAGUGCCCCUGUUGCUAAGAGGCAGGAGUUUGAUCUCACCCUUCUUGUGUUGCUGAUAACUCCUCCCUUGCCCCAAACCCUAACUCCCCCCCUGGGAUACCCUGUACAAACCCCACGGCCCUGCCUUUGCCCUGUCUCUCGGGGGUAAGAAAUGGAUUCUGGAGCUUUGUGAAACCAAGACCUGUCUCGUUUGUUCCUGGCAGUGGCAGCUGCACCUCCCUGGACACCAUGAACUCAGCUGCAACAGUUCUGGAGCAUUUGUGUGUUCUGGGGGGAUUUUGGGCAUGUUCUCCAUCUCUUUGCAUUUCAGAAGCCAAGAGGGGUGGAUCUGUCACCUCAAAACCACUCAAUCCCACUGAAGCAACUGAAUUUUAACCCAUAAAGGCUCAAUCCCACCUCAAAUUGCUCGUUCCCACCUGAAAAAACUCAAUCCCACACAAAGCUCACUCAAUUCCACAGCUGCCAGGGUGAGAUGGGGUUGGGAGGAGAUUGGGAGAAGUGGGAUCCCAGUUUGGAGCGGUGGGAUGGGGAUUGUGUGGGGCUGGCUGGGUGGGAUGUAUUUGAUGGCAAAUAAAACUUUCAGACUUACUGAUUUCUGUCCCCUUCAUUUUCAGUCAGUUCUGUUUGCAGUGCCACCUUCUCAGCUGGUUAAGUUCCUAUAAAAAUCCCUUUUUAAAAAUCAUCUAACCCAAACAACCCAAAAGCCAAUAUCCAAAUACAACCACCAUCUGCAAUUAUUUUUUUUUAAUAAUUUUAAUUUUUUUAGAGUACUUAAGGGUGUUUUUAAUGCUUAAUUGUUUGGUUAAAAUGUAUGAGAAAUUAUAGUGGUGUUUGGUUUUGUGUUUAGUAUAUUUGUAAUAUGAAUUGUUUUAUAAGGUUUGUUAGAUUGUAUGUUAGUUUUUUUAGAUAUUUUUUAUCUAAAGUCUAUGAGUUACUGAGUUCAAACUUUCAAAAGGUAUUUCUUGGUAUAUAAUGUGUUUAUUUAUAUUCAUUGGCAAUGCCAUAGUAAUAGUUAUUGUUGUUUUGGGUCGAAUCAUUAUUGGAGUAUUGUAAGUAAGAGUUAAAACUAUUGUAUUUCAUUUUUAUUGCAAUUUAUUUAAUUUGAAUUAAAAUUUAUUAUUUAUAGUUUUAUUAUAAUUUGUUGAAAGGAUAGGAAGGAAGUUGAAGGGCAGGAACAUUUUUUCCUGGCUGGGAACUGGAAUUCCAGACCCCGGGAGUGUGUGCAGGACCACACAGACCGGGAUCCAAUAUGGGCUGGGAUCAAAUAUGGGCUGGGAUUGCACAGACUGGGAUCACCUGGACCGGGAUCAAAUAUGGGCUGGGAUUGCACAGACUGGGAUCACCUGGACCGGGAUCCAAUAUGGGCUGGGAUCAAAUAUGGGCUGGGAUUGCACAGACUGGGAUCACCUGGACUGGGAUCCAAUAUGGGCUGGGAUCAAAUAUGGGCUGGGAUUGCACAGACUGGGAUCACCUGGACCAGGAUCAAAUAUGGGCUGGGAUCUUUUGGAAUGGGACCAUACAGAUCAGGAUGAUACAGACUGGGAUAAACUGGGUUGGGAUUAUAUGGAUUGGAACCAGAUGGGCUGGGAUUGCACAGCCUGGGAUCACAUGGACUGGGAAAAAGCAUUGGCUACCACUGGCUACCUUUGGCUACCAUCCACGUAUAGAGGUGGCCACCACAAGUUGGCUUGAUCCUGUUUGGGGGUCCCAUCCCCCU